Molecule: messenger RNA, 1294 nt
Organism: Strongylocentrotus purpuratus (purple sea urchin)
Lineage: Eukaryota; Metazoa; Echinodermata; Echinoidea; Camarodonta; Strongylocentrotidae
Product: E3 ubiquitin-protein ligase MIB2-like
Exons: 8
Coding region: 1-1182 (393 amino acids)
Biological process (GO): protein ubiquitination
Cellular component (GO): cytoplasm
Molecular function (GO): ubiquitin-protein transferase activity; zinc ion binding
Source: RefSeq, a predicted model, not a curated record
AUGGAAACCCCUGUAAAACCAGGUUUCCGUGUCAUCCGAGGACCUGAUUGGACUUAUAAGAACCAAGAUGGCGGAAAGGGAUACGCAGGAACGGUUCUAAGACUACAUGAUGAACGCCAACCACAUUUUCCAAAACUCUCGGUACUCGUUCAGUGGGACAAUGGAGAUAAAGGUCUCUACCGGGCUGGACAUGACCAGGGUUACGAUCUCAGGAUCAUUGAUACAGCUAAUGCAGUGUGUCAUCCAAAGGUCUGGUGUGACGGAUGUGACAUUGAUGAGAUUAGGGGGAUGCGAUGGAGAUGCACCGAGUGCUACGCCUUUGACCUCUGUACCACUUGCUACAUGAAUGACGAACAUGAUCUCAGUCAUGUCUUCACGAGAGUGUUGUCUUCAGACAAAACAUCCAAGGGUCCUAAGAUGCUACCAAGAUCAUCAUCUCCUCGUCUUGCUCUUAAAGGAAGCUUUGCUGGAGCAAAAGUUGUCAAACAUCCCCAGUGGCACAAGAGACUUGAGUCAGAUAAGCUACUCGGGACAGUAGUCAGACAUGGACAGACACUUGAGGAUAAAGUCAAUGUACGAGCAGCGGUUGAGUUCUCUUCUGGGCGAGAGAGGGUAGACCUCAAUAAAAUCUUCUGUACACUACCAGGGUCAGGAGGUUUUGUGUAUGCUGGACACUUAGCAAAUCUUGGGGAUCUGGAGCGAGUGAAUGAAGGUGACAACGUCCUGAUAACUGCCACUCCUGCAGAAUUGGAGGAACUCCACAAGCGCAGGGGAUUGUGGAAGCCAGAUAUGACCAAAACGUUUCUCGAGAAGGGAUAUGUGCUUAAAAGGACGAAUACUGGUGACUUCACAGUGACUUUCCAUGACAGCCAAGAAACAUUUACUAUGAAUUCUGCAGCUCUAAGGAAGAUUCAUCCAUUAAGUCUCGGUCAGCUUGUCCGGAUAAGUGAUGAUAUCGAGAUGGUCAAAAGAUUACAGUCUGGACAUGGCGGAUGGACGGCAGCUAUGAAACAGGCCAUCGGUACAGUUGGAAAGGUGGUAGAGAUUGACGGAUCGGAUAUUCACGUCAAAAUCAAGGGCAAUCACAAAUUCGUUUUCAAUUCUGUAAACUUGACUCCAGAACGGUUUCGUGCUCCUAAACCAGAUGUAGAUAUUAAAGAAAAAUUGCGUGGUAAGUUUUAAGUAAAAAGAACAAUAGUGCUGACUAAAUCAAGGCUCUCCAUUUAUAAAAGUUGAUUACAUUUACGAUUACACAUUACAAUUUGGUUCAAUAUCUACAUCCAAAGAGGAUGCA